Amblyraja radiata (thorny skate) is the source of this 1260-nucleotide messenger RNA. RefSeq lists its product as uncharacterized. Gene Ontology annotation, cellular component: condensed nuclear chromosome. Lineage: Eukaryota; Metazoa; Chordata; Chondrichthyes; Rajiformes; Rajidae. Gene Ontology annotation, molecular function: ATP hydrolysis activity. Gene Ontology annotation, biological process: resolution of meiotic recombination intermediates. The record is from RefSeq and is a predicted model, not a curated record. Bases 40 to 1191 code for a protein of 383 amino acids. The transcript is spliced from 2 exons.
UCUGAAAUAGCUGGACAUCAUAUCUACUCGGACAAUGAAAUGGUGAGGAAUAUCCAUUCUACCAAAGACAGACCUAAUGAAUCAGGUCUGAAAAUGACUAAUAUUCAUGGGGCAAGGAAUCGGUGGGAAUCUGAUAGCAUUUCCUUGGAUAUGCAACCUCAGAACUUCAAGCCAGAUUUCAAAGUAAGGACAGCUGCCCUCUCACCUUGCUACCAGUUGAAUAAUUGCAAGCAGUCAGUAAGGAGGGGAAUGGCAGUGAACCUAAUGAAUGAGGAAGAUGGUCCACAUCAUAGUUUUGAAAGUUUGGGUUAUAAUAACGAAAUAAAAUAUUUGGACAGCACAGUCUCAGGGAACAGUUUUCCAUUUGCAAGUUCUCACCUGUCUGGUGCACUGAACAAUAAACUAUUUGAUCCACCGAAUCACUCAGUAUCAAAGAACAGCUCUGAUCUUAGGGAUAUUGACACUUACAUUGAAAAGACUGAAGUGCCUCCAGUGGAUCAGUUUAACACGGGUGGCCACACACAGACAACAGAAAACAUGUUUGAGAAAAGACGAAAAUAUGGAAUCGAUGAAAAAGCAUGCAGUAAUUCACAGUACGGCUUAUUUCCUGAGCAAACUAUGGGUUUUCUUCACCAUGGGUUGAGUGGGGAGUCUAAUAACCUUGUAACAGUGCAGAAUAAAUUGAUCGAGACAUAUCAUCCAAUGAACUCUAGUCAAGUUUUCCAAUUAUUACCUGGAAAACAAUUGGAUAAUUCAUCUUACAGAUUUGAUGAAUCUUUUUGUCACCAGAACAGAGCUGAAGAGAGAGUUGUUAGACCUAAAUUUACUGAUUACAACUUGCUUAGCAAUGAGCGUACACAGGUUGAUAACUCUCACAUUUAUAAUGGUAUUUAUUUUAACCGUAAAACUGACUUCUGCAAUGACCCCGUGGAUCAGCAGGCCUUCAAUCAAGGAUCUAUUGGAAGAAAAGAACGGAAAAGACAGCACACAGCUACAGACAUGAAUGAAUGGACAAGGUCUCCUUCAAAAAGUAUUGAGGAAUCCUUUUCAGAUACUGAAGCAUUUUAUAGACACUCAACAAGCUCACCAGAACGUAAAUACAGAAUUUUACCUGAAAUGAAGAAAAGAAAACUCACAUACGAAAAGGUCCCGGGAAGAAUUGACGGGCAGACACGACUCAUAUUCUUUUAAAGCAAUUUUGGAGCGAACUUCAGUUUUUAUUCAAGAUUCAUUUUAACUUAAUGUUAAUGCAAUUUAAAG